Messenger RNA from Tachyglossus aculeatus (Australian echidna), 2252 nucleotides. It is a transcript of the gene ABHD4, whose product is annotated as abhydrolase domain containing 4, N-acyl phospholipase B. Gene Ontology annotation, molecular function: phosphatidylcholine lysophospholipase A1 activity. The transcript is spliced from 7 exons. Gene Ontology annotation, cellular component: lipid droplet. Lineage: Eukaryota; Metazoa; Chordata; Mammalia; Monotremata; Tachyglossidae. The record is from RefSeq and is a predicted model, not a curated record. The coding region runs from base 137 to 1093 and encodes 318 amino acids.
CAGACGCGGGGACUCCAUCCUCACAGCCAACUUCUCCCUGCAGCUCCGUGGAGAAGUCACCUACCUAUUUGGAGUCCGGAUACAGUUGCCCCAAGGCUGGCUGAGCGGCUGGCUACCUGCCUGGCGACCGACCUCCAUGUCUCAGCUGAAGAAUGUGGAAGCCCGGAUCCUCCAGUGUCUCCAGAAUAAGUUCCUGGCCCGGUACGUGUCCCUUCCGAACCAGAACAAGAUCUGGACGGUGACCCUGAGCCCCGAGCGGCAGGAACGCACGCCCCUGGUGCUGGUGCACGGCUUCGGCGGGGGCGUGGGGCUCUGGAUCCUCAACAUGGACUCGCUGAGCGCCCGGCGCACCCUGCACACCUUCGACCUGCUCGGCUUCGGCCGCAGCUCGCGGCCCCCCUUCCCCCGCGACGCGGAGGGGGCCGAGGACGAGUUCGUCUCCUCCAUAGAGUCCUGGCGCGAGGCCAUGGGGAUCCCCAACAUGAUCCUCUUGGGCCACAGCUUGGGGGGCUUCCUGGCCACUUCCUAUUCCAUCAAGUACCCCGACAGAGUCAAGCACCUCAUCCUAGUGGACCCAUGGGGGUUCCCUCUCCGGCCAACAGACCCCAGUGAGAUCCGGGGGCCGCCAACUUGGGUCAAAGCCGUGGUCUCCGUCCUGGGCCGUUCCAACCCAUUGGCGGUCCUGAGGGUAGCAGGGCCCUGGGGCCCGGGACUGGUGCAGCGAUUCCGACCUGACUUUAAGCGCAAGUUCGCCGACUUCUUCGAUGAUGACACGAUAUCGGAGUACAUUUACCACUGCAACGCCCAAAAUCCCAGCGGAGAGACGGCAUUCAAAGCCAUGAUGGAGUCGUUCGGCUGGGCGCGGCGUCCCAUGCUGGAACGGAUCCACUUGAUCCGGAAGGACGUUCCCAUCACCAUGAUCUACGGGUCCAACACCUGGAUCGACACGAGCACCGGCCAGAAGGUGAAGCUGCAGCGGCCGGACUCCUACGUGCGUGAUGUGGCCAUCGAUGGGGCCUCUCACCACGUCUACGCCGACCAGCCUCACGUCUUCAACACGGUGGUGGAUGAGAUCUGCGAGUCAGUGGACUGACCGUCCGGCUCAGAGGAAGGAGAAAGGAGAGCACCGACUCGGCCUUCGCUUCCCUCUCUGCUUCCCUCUCUCCCUCUAGUCCUCACUCUCACCAACUAACACAUGGCCCCCAGCCCGGCCCCGCAAGGCCAGCGCGGGGCUGGCCAAGACCCCGCGGGCGCCGGGCACGCCCCAAGAGGGUCGGGUAUCGGGGCUGCCCGGCCGAACGGGGCCCGGGGACCGGGGUGGGGGGGCUGGAGGCGCUCUCCGGCGCUGGGGAAAGUCCCUCCCUGCCCGGGAUCCAAGGAAUAUGGCCUCAGGAGCCCAGGACGUCUGCUGGCCAUCUUGCUUUCUCCUCAGGGGGAGGAGAGGAGGCAGCGAUCAUUUCCCUGAACUCCUGAACCACACCGUCCCUCCGAGCUGCUGGGGAACGGGUCCCCCCAUCGUCCGUCUCCCCACCCGGGGUGGGGGGCAUUCACCCUCUCAGGAUACUGGGGCUCUAGCCAGACCCCUGCUUCCCCUUUCAGGACCACGCUCGACUCCUGCCUAUCUCUGGUCAGCACCAAGGCCCAGGCCCCCUCCCUCAGACCAACUGAUGCCCCUCUGGUGCCCCCUCGGCCAACGCUGGGCCUUUGGGAUGAGUCCGGCUCCCUUCUCCCUGACUCUUAAAAGAGACCACUCGGGUCUCGGCCAGUGCCUUGGGGCCUUGUGCCCCCCUUCCCGACUGGGAGAGCGAGGACAAACCUUGCCCCCCAACUCCACCCCCAGAGGUGACAUGGCUGUAGCAGCUCCCUUUUCCGCCCCUCCGGCCUGCCCCCCGAUCCCAGCGCAGUGGCUUCCUCUGGAACCGGGCUUGGCCCUCGUACGCCGUGGUGCUUCCUCACGCUGCUUAUCUAACCCUCUCACACCUCCUGCCCUGUUUCUCUCCCUGUCUAACCUCCUCCCCAUCCUGGGCGCCAGCCCUCGUCCCCCGGCUGCCUGCUGGGCACUCCCCUGUGGGCGUGGGCUCAGGGGGCCUGACCGGAGGGAAGGGGCCGGCUGGGGCCGUGCCCACCCAUGGGCCUAAUCUAUGUGACCUCUAUGUGCUUGUGCAAAGCCAAAACCCCUUUAUCAGUAUUCCAUCUGAGGGCUUUAUAUGGACCCAGGCCCUUUUUCUAUGUUAAUAAAGAAACCAAGGAAA